UGAGCUCAGCAGGCGGAAUGUAGCUGAUAAAUCAGAGAUAACCCGCAGCUGGACAUCCAGCUCCAGGAUAAAAGGCGGUGGUUGCCCAGGGAGCCAGGAGAGCGCCUGCCCGCCCCCAGGAGGUGGGACAAAACCCCCAAGGUAGCACAACAGCGGCAGCAGCCUACCCCCAUCUCCAGCAACAUGAACCUCCCCAUGGCCACGGCCACGCUGUCCCGGGCUUUCCUGCUUCUCCUUCUUCUGCACCUGUUGCUGCUGGAAGGUCAUUCUCACCCACUGGGUCGGCCCAGUCCGGCCUCGGAAGUGCCUGGGAUACAGGAGCUGCUGGAUCGUCUGCAGGACAAAGUCUCUGAGCUGCAGGCAGAGCAGAUGGCCCUGGAGCCCCUCCAGCAGAGGCAGGGCCCCGCAGAAGCCUGGGAGACCUGGGAGGCAGCCCCUGCAGGUGUCCCUGGGAUCCACGAAAAGCGCCUUCAGGCCCUGCGGGGUCUACACAGACCCAAGAUGAUGCGCAACUCAGGCUGCUUUGGACGGAGGCUGGACCGGAUCGGCUCCCACAGUGGCCUGGGCUGCAAUGUGUUAAGGAGAUAUUAACAGGGAAGAGGAAGUUCUGGCUGCAGACACCUGCUUCUGGUUUGGAAAGGGGCUCUUUCCCCAACUCUGUGACCCCCCCCUCUGAAGAGACUCCUGUUUAUUUUUAUUUAUUUAUUUAUUUAUUUAUUUUGGUUGUUUUAUGUACCAUCGUUUCUUAACUUUGACCACAAAAUUUCCAUGGUUGAAAUAAA
Molecule: messenger RNA, 782 nt
Organism: Nycticebus coucang (slow loris)
Lineage: Eukaryota; Metazoa; Chordata; Mammalia; Primates; Lorisidae
Gene: NPPB
Product: natriuretic peptide B
Exons: 3
Coding region: 184-591 (135 amino acids)
Biological process (GO): negative regulation of systemic arterial blood pressure; cGMP biosynthetic process; neuropeptide signaling pathway
Cellular component (GO): extracellular region; nucleus; cytoplasm
Molecular function (GO): hormone activity; hormone receptor binding
Source: RefSeq, a predicted model, not a curated record